GUGGUGCGGCCUACGGAGGGCCUGCUGCGGCUGGGCGGGCGGCACUACUGGUCCGUCAACUCGCUGCUCAUGCUGCUCAAGCUGCUGGACGAACACUACCUGGGGCUGCUGCCGGCUGCAGCGCAACAACAACAACAGCAGCAGCAGACGGCAGGGGCAGCAGGGGGAGCAGCAGGGGGAGGAGCAGGAGCAGGAGCAGCGUUCGCGUCUGCCUCCGCCAGGCGCAUGUUGCAGCACCAGCAGCAGGGGCAGCAGCAGGGGCUGGGACUGUUGUCCCAUGCAGGUACGGCAGCAACUCCAGCAGCAGCAGGCGGUGGAGGUGGCGGAGGCAGCUGGGCGCUGGCAGCGCUGGGUCCCGAUGUGGCUCACCGCUGCGUGGAGCUGAUCCGAGCCUUCAACACCAC
Messenger RNA from Astrephomene gubernaculifera, 404 nucleotides. The record is from the annotation of a GenBank genome assembly. Lineage: Eukaryota; Viridiplantae; Chlorophyta; Chlorophyceae; Chlamydomonadales; Astrephomenaceae.